ACCAGGGUCCAAAACCACCGUCCAAGAGAGGAGCAGACUGCAGAGUGAUGCAUACAGCCACAAAGAUGAUGAUGACAAGCGGAGGUCUGAUGCUAACCUGCACUCUGGCUAUUACCCUCUUAUCCUGCGCACUCAUCUCUUCAACCACUUUCCAACAUGAAACUCAGUAUCCAGUACAAGACCCGUUAAUGAUACGCCAAGUCACUGACAAUCACCACCACCACCGCCACCACCCACGUAGGUCUUCUGCAAACCAUCGUCUACUGGGCACCACCACAGAGCUUCACUUCAAGUCCUUCAUGGAGGAGUACGAGAAAAGUUACUCUACGCACGAGGAGUACGUGCACCGCUUGGGGAUUUUUGCCAAGAACCUCAUCAAGGCCGCGGAGCACCAGGCCAUGGACCCCUCCGCAAUCCACGGCGUCACCCAGUUCUCUGAUCUUACCGAGGAGGAGUUUGAGGCUACGUACAUGGGCCUUAAAGGUGGCGCUGGAGUUGGUGGGACCACCCAGCUGGGGAAAGAUGAUGGGGAUGAGAGUGCAGCAGAGGUGAUGAUGCAUGUAUCUGAUUUGCCGGAGAGUUUUGAUUGGAGAGAAAAAGGUGCUGUGACCGAAGUCAAGACGCAGGGAAGAUGUGGAUCGUGUUGGGCUUUUAGUACAACUGGAGCUAUUGAAGGAGCUAAUUUCAUUGCAACUGGCAAGCUUCUCAGCCUAAGUGAACAGCAGCUUGUGGAUUGUGAUCAUAUGUGUGAUUUAAAAGAAAAAGAUGACUGUGAUGAUGGAUGCUCUGGAGGGCUAAUGACAACUGCUUUCAACUACUUGAUAGAGGCAGGAGGUAUAGAGGAGGAGGUAACCUAUCCCUAUACUGGGAAACGCGGAGAAUGCAAAUUCAAUCCUGAGAAAGUUGCGGUGAAAGUGCGGAAUUUCACAAAAAUCCCUGUGGAUGAGAGUCAAAUUGCUGCCAAUGUAGUGCAUAAUGGCCCGCUUGCAAUUGGAUUGAAUGCGGUAUUCAUGCAAACUUACAUCGGGGGUGUGUCAUGUCCUCUUAUUUGUGACAAAAAGAGGAUCAACCAUGGUGUUCUUCUUGUGGGCUAUGGUUCUAGAGGCUUCUCAAUCCUUAGGCUUGGCUACAAGCCAUACUGGAUUAUCAAGAACUCAAGGGGGAAGCGUUGGGGCGAACAUGGUUACUACCGGCUUUGUCGAGGGCACAACAUGUGUGGAAUGAGCACAAUGGUUUCAGCUGUGGUGACACAGACCUCUUGAUACCAAAACAUCUCUGCUCUUCAAAGGUUGUGUACAAGGUGGUUUGCUCUCGGAAGAUCUUAUCAUGUUUUCGAAAUAUUUAGGUUUGCAUAAUAUGAAGGGUAGAGAGUAAUAAGAAACAAACAAAAGUUCAGGUCUGUUUCUGAUAGGAAUGGAAUAUGAUCGGAGUCAUUUGUUACUGGAUCUUUCAGGAUUUCUCCUCUGUUUUUCGUUUCCAGUGAUUUGCUGUUCUUUGUAUAAAUGUGCUACCUUUGUACUUCGAUGUCGAUGACUUUUUUAA
Molecule: messenger RNA, 1542 nt
Organism: Coffea eugenioides
Lineage: Eukaryota; Viridiplantae; Streptophyta; Magnoliopsida; Gentianales; Rubiaceae
Product: probable cysteine protease RD19D
Exons: 4
Coding region: 48-1262 (404 amino acids)
Cellular component (GO): lysosome
Molecular function (GO): cysteine-type endopeptidase activity
Source: RefSeq, a predicted model, not a curated record